Myxocyprinus asiaticus (Chinese sucker) is the source of this 3216-nucleotide messenger RNA. RefSeq names its product PR domain containing 6 (gene prdm6). NCBI's taxonomy places the organism in Eukaryota, Metazoa, Chordata, Actinopteri, Cypriniformes, Catostomidae. Gene Ontology annotation, cellular component: nucleus. Gene Ontology annotation, molecular function: protein binding; histone methyltransferase activity. The transcript is spliced from 8 exons. Bases 41 to 1693 code for a protein of 550 amino acids. The record is from RefSeq and is a predicted model, not a curated record.
GUGCGGGAGUCACAGCUCGGACUCUUCUAAUAAGUCGGACAUGCUGAAGCCGGGCGAGCCCAGCGGUUCUGCUUUCCUCAAAGUGGACCCGACCUACAUCCAGCACUGGCAGCAGCUCUUCCCUCAGAACCCGCUGAAAACAGCCGCUCUGACGCCGCUGCCGACGCCGGUACCGGUGGAGAACCUCCGCCAGAGAGCCCACCUGAUCUCGUCCACUUCUUCAUCCUCGAGUUCUUCCACCACUCCAUCCUCCGUGUCUUCUAUAGCGGGUUUGAGUCAGCUCGUGGUUCCGCAGAUCUCCCUGUUCGGACAGACUCUGAGUUCCGACAGCAGCAGCAGCUCGUCUCAACCCAAAGAACUUUGUUUGUCGUCAAACUUUAAGAAUGAUAAAGGGUCGCGGUUGAAGCUGAGCUCCGAGGAGCUGGACUACUACCUGUACGGACAGCAGCGGAUGGAGAUCAUUCCUCUCAACAACCACAACGGAGAAAUCAAUAACCGCUGUGACAUGUGUGCGGACAACCGUAACGGCGAGUGCCCCAUGCACGGCCCCCUGCACUCGCUGCGGAGGCUGGUGGGGACCAGCAGCACUUCAGUUGCCGUGGCACCACCAGAGGUCCCGGAGUGGUUGAGGGAUUUGCCCCGUGAGGUGUGUCUGUGCACCAGCACCGUCCCGGGCCUUGGCUAUGGCAUCUGUGCAGCCCAGCGCAUCCCUCAGGGCACCUGGAUCGGGCCCUUCCAGGGCGUCCCCCUACCACUGGAAAAAGUGCAGUCGGGAUCUGUGCGGAACACACGACACUUAUGGGAGAUUUAUGAUCAGGAGGGCACGUUACAGCACUUUCUUGACGGUAAUGAACCCAGUAAAUCCAGCUGGAUGAGAUACGUACGAUGUGCCAGACACUGUGGAGAGCAGAACAUGAUGGUGGUGCAGUACAGAUCAUGUAUAUUCUACCGGGCGUGUUCUGAUAUUCCUCGUGGAACUGAACUGCUGGUUUGGUAUAACGACAGUUAUACAUCUUUCUUCGGGAUCCCGCUGCAGUGCGUCGCACAAGACGAAAACUUGAACGUGCCGUCUACUGUAAUGGAGGCGAUGAGCUGUCAGGAAACUCUUCAGCCCUUCAGUAAGAGUCCCAAAUCCUCUUCUCUGGUUUUGCCACGUUCGAUGGUGUUUCCUCAGUCGUCCUGCUCACGGAGCUUCUCCCUCCUGGACAAGAGCAGCCACACCGAGUCCGGUUUAAACCAGAUGAGCUCCAAAAACCAGCGCGUGCUGGCGAGUCCCACGUCCACCAGUCAGCUGAGUUCAGAGUUCAGCGACUGGCACCUAUGGAAAUGCGGCCAGUGCUUCAAAACCUUCACACAACGCAUUCUACUGCAGAUGCACGUGUGCACGCAGAACCCUGACAGACCGUAUCAGUGUGGACACUGUUCUCAGUCGUUCUCUCAGCCGUCGGAGCUGCGGAAUCACGUGGUGACCCACUCCAGUGACCGGCCCUUCAAAUGCGGCUACUGCGGCCGAGCGUUCGCUGGUGCAACGACCCUAAACAACCACAUCCGCACGCACACGGGGGAGAAGCCUUUCAAGUGUGAGAGAUGCGACCGCAGCUUCACGCAGGCGACGCAGCUGAGCAGACACCAGCGGAUGCCCAACGAGUGCAAAGCCAUCAGCGAGAGCAGCGAAUCAAUCGAGGUGGAUUAACGGAUUGAGCGGCGAGGGAGAAUCAUGAUUAAACGUCACGGACACUUAAGCAAAACCAAAGAUUUCCUGAGAGAAACUCCCAAUCAAACACAGAAAACCAAAAGCAGUAAUAAAAUAAGUGAGAUGUUAAGAGAUAUCGAUCCUGGCACAGAUAAAAGAUGGGUGGGGAAGAAAUCGGGUGGCUGGAUAUGGGGGAGAUUAUUUAUUAAGGAGUUUGUGGAUUGAGACUUUGUUUAGAAGACCUGCAAAAGAAGAGAAAGAGUCUGCCCAGCAUACAAAAAUAAUACAUAUUUAUAUAACUCUGGUUUACUGCUUUAUCUUUGUGUAUCGCAAGCGCUUUCGACAUUUAAUCAUGCGCAGGAAAUGAAUUAUUGAUAUCUAACCUAACUCAUGGAAAUAGCAAUUCUUGAUAUAAAAAAUGUCAUUUCAACUAAUAAAAACAUAUUUUUUUUUAUAUCAGUAACUGCAUAUUCACUAGUAGAAUUUGACAAAUCACAAAUCACACUUCUGAUAUAUGAGAUUUGCAUUGAUACUAGUGAAAACCAAAUUACAGAUAUUAUCAAAAAUGUACAUUGCUGAUAUGUAGAUCUGGAAUUCUAAGUAGUAUUAAAUUAAUUAUAUAAAAUAUCUGUAAUUGUGUUAAACAGGAGUAAAUGACAGAUCAUUGCGAAAUUCUACUAGUGAAAAUGCACUUAGAGAUAAAUAAAAACAUCUAGUUGAAAUUUAAUUUUUUAUAUCAAGAAUUCAUGUUUGUACCAGUGCAAUUACUAAUAUCAAUGAGCAUUUUCACUAUCAAUUUAUCCUACACAUGAAUAAAUGUUAAAUCGGCUUGCCAUAUAAUUGUGCUCUGUGUAGUAAAACCAAAGCGUGAGUUCAGGGUUGUUCAAUCGGUGAAUGUACGAUGUCUGUGAAACUGCACCAUUUAGGAAGCAUGACUUACAAGGGUAGCAACUGCUUUCACCAAAAAUGAAUUUUCUUUGUAUAAAAUGUAAAAUCUGAAUAUUAUAUUUCUCUCAUAUCAUGCUUUAUGGCACUUUUGACAAUUGUUAUUUAAUAUUUCAACUCUGUAUAAAGCACCAAAAUGUACAGAGUAGAAAUCAUUGCCGUGUUCAGGAAACUGAGAGUUGAACUGUCUUUGUUAUUCUGAGAUUUACACGAUGUCUUACGUUUUCCAGAGCAAAAUCAAAGAGCUUUAUUAUUAUUAUUAUUAUUAUGAGAUACAUUUUGUUAAUCAAAGACAUCACAGACUGAGCCGUUAACACAAUGACUUAAAUACAGUUUCUGACCAAGAACCUUUAUGAUGUUUGACCCAAAGUCUUUUACUUACAAACCAAAGUAUCUGCAACGUUUUAUAAACACACUGAAUGUAUUUUGUUCUUAAUGGAAUCGUUUGAAACUGUGUGCUCAGAUGUCGUUUCAAGCGUAACACAUGUCUGAUAAUCAUGAGUUGUGCUGUAUUUUGAGGAAAGUGUGUUCAGCUCAGAUUCAUUUACUUUUGUUUGCAUGAUCUUUGUAUAUAAAUA